CCGGGGCAGCCACGUUCGGUUGAGCUCCAAGUAGACCAGCGGCGGCGGCGGCGGCAGCGGCAGCGGUGCUGAAGGCGCAGAGGGCGGCGCAGGCGGAGCCGGGCGGCGGGCGCGCGGGCCGCGAGCAAGCGAGCUGCAGGCUUCGGGCGGGCGGCGGCGCAGCUCAGGCCGAGCCGGCGCGGGAGGAGUUCCAGGGCGAUGGGGCCGCGGCCGGGGCUGACGCUUUGACAGCUGGAAAGAGCGCGGAGCCAGCGCCGGGGAGGGAGGGAGAGCGGCGAGCGGAGUGCGAGCGAGCGGGCGAGCGCCGGGAGGGGGCCGGGAGCGGGGCAGCUCGGGAGACCGGACGGUAGCGGCGGCGGCGGCGGACUCGGCGCCCUCUUCUCUGCAAGCCAUGUUUGCCAAAGGCAAAGGCUCGGCGGUGCCCUCGGACGGGCAGGCUCGGGAAAAGUUAGCUUUAUACGUCUACGAAUAUUUACUGCACGUAGGAGCACAGAAAUCUGCACAGACCUUCUUAUCAGAGAUUCGAUGGGAAAAAAACAUCACACUGGGUGAACCGCCUGGGUUUCUGCACUCGUGGUGGUGUGUAUUUUGGGACCUUUACUGUGCAGCUCCUGAAAGGAGAGACACUUGUGAACAUUCAAGUGAAGCAAAAGCCUUUCAUGAUUAUAGUGCAGCAGCUGCCCCAAGCCCUGUGCUUGGCAACAUUCCCCCCAAUGAUGGGAUGCCUGGAGGCCCCAUCCCACCAGGUUUCUUUCAGGGUCCUCCGGGGUCACAGCCCUCGCCGCACGCACAGCCUCCACCUCACAAUCCCAGCAGCAUGAUGGGACCCCACAGUCAGCCUUUUAUGUCACCGCGAUAUGCAGGCGGCCCCAGGCCCCCGAUCAGAAUGGGAAACCAGCCUCCAGGAGGAGUUCCUGGGACACAGCCAUUGCUGCCCAAUUCCAUGGAUCCCACACGACAACAAGGUCACCCCAACAUGGGAGGAUCAAUGCAGAGAAUGAACCCUCCCCGAGGCAUGGGGCCCAUGGGUCCUGGCCCACAGAAUUACGGCAGCGGCAUGAGACCACCACCCAACUCCCUCGGCCCCGCCAUGCCUGGGAUUAACAUGGGCCCAGGAGCUGGCAGACCCUGGCCCAAUCCCAACAGUGCUAACUCAGGAAGGCAGCUCCAAUCCAUGGCUCCCGAAUCUUCUUUCCAGAUCCCGUACUCCUCCUCAUCACCCGGAACCUACGUGGGACCCCCUGGUGGUGGCGGCCCUCCAGGAACCCCCAUCAUGCCUAGUCCUGCGGAUUCAACAAAUUCCAGUGACAACAUCUACACAAUGAUUAAUCCUGUGCCGCCUGGAGGCAGCCGGUCUAACUUUCCAAUGGGACCUGGCUCAGACGGCCCAAUGGGAGGCAUGGGCGGCAUGGAGCCACACCACAUGAAUGGAUCCCUAGGAUCAGGCGACAUAGAUGGACUUCCAAAAAAUUCUCCUAACAACAUAAGUGGCAUUAGCAAUCCUCCAGGCACCCCUCGAGAUGAUGGCGAGCUAGGGGGCAACUUCCUCCACUCCUUCCAGAACGACAACUAUUCUCCAAGCAUGACCAUGAGUGUGUGACCCCCUCUCCAAGAUGCUGAGAGCCGGCAUUGCAGGCAGAAGAUGCCAGAAAUUAUGCAAGAAGAAGUGAGGUGUCGAUACCAGGAGCUGGGGGAGGGCAUCUCCUGCUCCCUCCAACCCUCCCAUUCACUCCCCCACCUUCCCCAAUUUUAGUUUCAUGCAAUAAAAAGGCCAAACUUUUAUUCCAUAAAACAUGAAGGACAAAACUCAAAAAUAUAUUUCAAGUCAAUGGCCAGAAAAAUCACACCUUCUCCCCGCCCAGAAGGACCUUUCUGUACAUGACACUUUUUGUUGGGUUUUGUUUGUUUGUUUGGGAUUUUACGUUGCUGGGAUUUUAAAUUUGUUUUCAGGGGGUUUCUUUGGGGGAAUUUUUUUUUUUUAAUGGAAGCUUCUAGCAAGCCCUAUGCCCCACCCCAAUCAACCUCUUUGCUUUCUUCUUUAAAAAAAGGAAAAAAGGAAAAAAGAAAAAAAAAAAGGAAAAAGAAAAAAGGCCAAAAAAAGGGAAGAGAAACCCGCAAGCCCUGCUGUCUGUCCCUAAGGCCUACCACCAGAAAAGCUAGUCUAGGUGUACAGUGUCAACUGACGUUGUAGCCAUCUAAAAAUAAUAAUAAUAAUAAACUGGACAGUUUACAGUUGGUGGUUUCUUUCAAAAGCUGUUUGGGAAAAAAGAACAGAAGUCAACCGUUUCCACAUAGGCCUUGGGGUUUGCACUUGGCAAGGAGAUGUAGGUGUCCGCUUCACUCUGGCUUGGCUGGCCAUCACAACACACUGAGCCAGAGGACCCAGAGCCCCCAACCUGCUGUCACCCAACAGAGACCAUCGCUGUGACCCAGCGUACACACUGUUCCAGGAUGGCUGCCUCUUCUCCAGACCUCUCGUGCCCAGCCACUGGGGCCUCCAGUCCCUUGGUCCCCACUGUUUCCUGGCAAGAACCCUGCUGGCUGGGUAGUGGCCCAGGCCAAGGAGGAGAGGCCCCACCAACAGGAUGACUACAAUCUGGGCCAUAGAACUGACCUCCAUGUUCUGGUCCCGAGCUCCUCACAUAGUGCUCACUGGCAGGGCGGGCUGAAGUUGCGGUUUUCUUUUUUUUCUCCUGUUUGUCCUUUUUCAAAGAUGGGUGUUGGUUGGAAUUGCUCUGUAUUUGCUUGGAACUGGAUGGACAGACUUCAGCAUUGCUGUGGGGGUGGGGGGAGCACCAGCAACCAAACAGACACUGUUUCUGGUCCUGUUUUUAUUUUCAAAAACCGAUGAACCUGACGGUGGAGCCUGUCCCCUCUGAGGAGGGGUGACUUGGCUGCCCUGGCCUCUCCCCGUGGCAACCUUCGUGUCUUGCCCCGGAAGACACUGAGUUCUUUGUACAUUUACACCCUCCGCGCCCUGCCCACCCUCGUAGCUGGUCUUUGUUUUCUUACCUCCCCUUUCUGACCCAUGUAUAUCAUAUUAUGUGAGAUACCAUCUGCCUGAAAAAAGACCUUGUGCGGAUUCUUGGGAACAUUGUAGCUGUUUCUGUGUUUUUUCUUACCUUGUAGUCUGGUUCUGAAUUAUGAGAGGAAAAAAAAGUAAUUAUGAUACAUUGUAGUUUGUGUACGAUAUAUGUUGAUAACGUUUUAUUAAAGGGACAUCUUUUUUCCGCA
Molecule: messenger RNA, 3234 nt
Organism: Mastomys coucha (southern multimammate mouse)
Lineage: Eukaryota; Metazoa; Chordata; Mammalia; Rodentia; Muridae
Gene: Ssbp3
Product: single stranded DNA binding protein 3
Exons: 18
Coding region: 392-1600 (402 amino acids)
Biological process (GO): positive regulation of transcription by RNA polymerase II
Cellular component (GO): nucleus
Molecular function (GO): protein binding; single-stranded DNA binding
Source: RefSeq, a predicted model, not a curated record